Zea mays is the source of this 447-nucleotide messenger RNA. RefSeq lists its product as uncharacterized. Gene Ontology annotation, cellular component: mitochondrion. The transcript has 3 exons. The record is from RefSeq and is marked validated. The coding region runs from base 77 to 286 and encodes 69 amino acids. NCBI's taxonomy places the organism in Eukaryota, Viridiplantae, Streptophyta, Magnoliopsida, Poales, Poaceae. Gene Ontology annotation, biological process: mitochondrial respiratory chain complex IV assembly.
CCGCAAGUCGCCGCCGGCUCGCAUUCGUGGUUCCGCGUGGGGGGUCCGUGGAAACGCGACAAGAGAGGCGGAAGCGAUGGCGAAGUCGUGCAAGGGGUUGGCCAUGGAGCUCGUCAAGUGUCUCAGCGAGACCGACUGCGUCAAGAAAAGGCCGUACAAGGAGUGCGCUGGGGAGAAGGUGCCAAACAUUACCAGCGAGUGCGUUGGCCUGCGGGAGACCUACUUCAACUGCAAGAGGGGCCAGGUUGACAUGCGGGCCCGAAUACGCGGGAACAAGGGAUACUAGUGAUGUGCCUGCAAUAUCCACAAUCAGUUUUGGUUUCUAGCCAUGCUUCUGUGACAUUGAGGUGUAAUGAUAACAUGGUUUAGUUUGCCCGUGUUCUGUUUUUGAUAGGUGAGGGGAACUCACAACACACGUGGCUUCAAUUGAUGAGGGGAGUGCAUUCC